AUGGGUGGUCACAAAUUGGUCCAUCAUGGUUGGAGAAGGUUGCAAGGGAAUAAAGAGGCAAAUCAACUGUGGAUGUACAGGAUAACUACCAUGUUUUUCAUGGACCAAGUUGUCAAGGGAAGAGGAGGAGGAGGAUUUGUGUUUGUGUUUUGA
Molecule: messenger RNA, 153 nt
Organism: Oldenlandia corymbosa var. corymbosa
Lineage: Eukaryota; Viridiplantae; Streptophyta; Magnoliopsida; Gentianales; Rubiaceae
Source: the annotation of a GenBank genome assembly